Phasianus colchicus (ring-necked pheasant) is the source of this 2042-nucleotide messenger RNA. RefSeq names its product tubulin tyrosine ligase like 10 (gene TTLL10). Gene Ontology annotation, biological process: protein polyglycylation. The record is from RefSeq and is a predicted model, not a curated record. Gene Ontology annotation, molecular function: protein-glycine ligase activity, elongating. NCBI's taxonomy places the organism in Eukaryota, Metazoa, Chordata, Aves, Galliformes, Phasianidae.
UGUAGAACCCUCCAGGCAUUCCAGCAGCAGAACCCCUCACCAGGCAGCUGUUGCUAGGAGCUGGGCUGUGUUUGCAGCACCGAAGGCUGCGAGAUGGCAGAGCAACGUGGGUGUCUGAGCUGCCCAUGGGGCCCCACCACCCCUCCAUCAAUGCCUACAGGCCACCUGCACUCCACUCCAGAACCUGCUCCAUCCCAGGAUGCUUUUGUGCUUCCCAAGCUGCUUACGACCCGUCCAGAAGUCAAGUGCACGUCCUCCAAGCUGAAGAAAGGACAGGGAGCAAUUAAAGCUCUCCUAAAAUAUUUAGAAACAGCUGAGCGCAGCCCGCGCUCUGCAAUGGCCUCUGUGCCACCCAAGAGGAAGAGAAACACCAGAGCCACGCGACAGGGCUGUCCCCAACAGCAGGCACCGUCCUUAUCAGCUGACAGAGGUAAACCCCGUGGAAAUAUUUCUCCUACCUCUGAAGUGAAGCUUGACAAAGCCAGGCCUCGUGAGAACAGAAUGUGUGGCGAGGCAAACCCUCAAGAAAAGCAGCCAGAAGAACUGAUACGAGAAGUGCCAAUGGCAUCGGGACCAUAUUUUUAUAUCAGUGGAUCUAAUGGAGCAGGACUUGUGAGCAUCUAUUGCCAGAGCAGAGGCUGGCAGCGUAUCUAUGACAACAGAAGACAGGAUUACGCACUGAAAUGGUGUGAGAUCAAGUGCCGAGAGACCUAUUACCAUUUCAAAGAAGGCGAACAGCUGCUCUACCAGAUUCCCAACAACAGUGUCCUCACCAGCAAGACUGGGCUUUUAUCCUGCCUGCGAGAGCAAGAGCGAGUGAUGAAAAAGAUCAGCAGGAGCCCUAAUCCCAAGUUAUUGAAGAUGGAAGAAUUCUUUCCAGAAUCUUUUCGCUUGGACUUAAAAGAAGAGAGAAAUGCCUUUUUUGAGCUUUGCAAAGAAGAAGAGAUGUGGAUCUGCAAACCAAGUUGCUCUAACCAAGGGCGAGGAAUUUUCCUGCUGAAAAAUCCCGAAGCUGUCACCACCCUGCAAGCCAAGCUCUACAGCUCUGAGGGAGACCUACCCCGUAAGAGGGUGCCCUGUGGGGCUUCCCAUACAAGAAUAGUGCAAAGGUACAUUGACCAACCUCUGCUCCUGGAAGGGAAGAAGUUUGACGUCCGUUCCUACCUCCUCAUUGCCUGCACAGCACCAUAUGUGUUGUUUUUUGCCCAGGGCUACGUCCGGCUGACCUGUGGCAAUUAUGAUGCCACAUCUGAUGAUCUGACCGUUCAUCUCACCAACCAGUACGUGCAGAAGAAGAACUCCCUCUACAGCCAGCUGAAGGAUGAGACAGUUUGGCAGAUGGAGCACUUCAACAGCUACAUUAAUGAGAAGUUUGGGAAAACCAAUGGCCUCCCACAGGACUGGGUUUUCACUGUGUUUACUAAAAGGAUGCAGCAGAUCAUGUUGCAGUGCUUCCUGGCAGCCAAGCACAAACUGGAUCGUAAACUGGGCUACUUUGAUCUCAUUGGCUGCGACUUUUUGAUUGAUGAAAACUUUAAGGUCUGGCUUCUGGAGAUGAAUGCAAACCCUGCACUGCACACCAACUGCAAAGUCUUGAGAGACAUCAUCCCCAGCAUCAUCUACGAGAGUCUCGAUCUGGUUCUCGAGAUCUUCACCAAGUGCCUCAAGGGACAGAACGUGUUGCCUUUGAAGACGCUCUGCCGCUUUGUGCUUCUUUACAAUGAGGAUGCUGCAGACCUGGGCCAGAAGCAACCUCGGAAGCUUAGCACCAGGUCGUGCACAGGAAGGUACCUGAGGCCACACACAGACAGCACCGGGCACUUCAGGUACAGCCCUGCCAAAGCUGCAGGCCUGUCCCCAGGAGCUCAGCUGCUUCAGAAGAAAGAAUGCCUUGCUGCCUACAAAAGGCAGUCAGCGAGCUGUCCUAACCAUACUGCACGUGCAACAGUUUGAUCACCACAGAUAACCACACUGGGUCACAGAGCAAAAGGCUUUUCACAACUUCAGAGAGACAGAAAGAAAAUAAAAGUUAAGCUUUAUGC